AUGAGCUCGACCAUCUCUGCCGCAAAGGAGCGCCUCUCGGGACUCGUCAGCCACCUCACGCCGCGCGGCAAGGCCGCCCUGACCCAGCAGAACGACGACGACGUAGUCAUCGUCUCGGCCGUGCGCACACCCAUCACCCGCGCAAAGAAGGGCGGGCUCAAGGACGCCUGUCCCGAGGACCUCCUCAAGGCCGUCUUUGAGGCGGCUGUCGACCGCGCCGGGAUCAAGAAGGAGCUCGUCGAGGAGAUCCAGGUUGGAAAUGUCCUCCCUGCCGGCGGAGGAGCCACCGUCGCCCGCAUGGCCCAGCUUGCAGCCGGUUUCCCUACGACCUCGUCCAUCGCGACCGUCAACCGCCAGUGCUCGUCUGGCCUCGUCGCGGUCAACCACAUCGCCCUCAUGAUCGCCUCGGGCCAGAUCGACGUCGGAAUCGGCGCCGGCGUCGAGAGCAUGACCCAGGGCUACGGAGCGGGCGCCAUGCCGGAGAAGAUGUCGGACGACAUCCUCGAGUGCGAGCAGGCUGCCGACUGCUUGCUCCCCAUGGGCAUCACCAGCGAGAACGUCGCGACCGAGUACAAGGUCUCGCGCGAGGCUCAGGACGAGUUCGCGGCCGAGUCGUUCCGCCGCGCCGCUGCCGCCCAAAAGGCCGGCAAGUUCAAGGACGAGAUUGUGCCGGUCAAGGUCAAGUGGACGGACCCGAAGACGGAGGAGGAGAAGGAGAUUACCGUCUCGCAGGACGAUGGGAUUCGUGAGGGCGUCACGAAGGAGUCGCUGAGCAAGCUCAAGCCCGUGUUCUCAAAGACGGGCAGCACCCACGCCGGAAACGCCUCGCAGGUCUCGGACGGCGCCGCGGCAGUCCUCCUCACCCGCCGCUCCAAGGCAAAAGAACUUGGCCUCCCGAUCCUCGCCAAGUUCGCCUGCGCGGCCAUCACCGGCGUCGAGCCCAAGCUCAUGGGUAUCGGUCCGGCGUUUGCGAUCCCCAAGGUGCUCGAGAAGGCGGGAAUCACGAAGGAUGAGGUCGACUUGUACGAGUUGAACGAGGCUUUCGCCUCCCAGGCGGUCAUGUCGAUCGAGCACAUCGGACUCGACCGCUCAAAGGUCAACCCGAACGGCGGCGCAAUUGCGAUGGGCCACCCGCUCGGCUGCACCGGCGCGCGCCAGAUCGCCACCGCUCUCGCCGAAUCCAAGCGCUCUGGCGCACGCAUCAUCUGCACGUCCAUGUGCAUCGGCAGCGGGAUGGGAAUGGCGUCGAUCAUCGUUGCCGAGAACUAG
This is a messenger RNA of Rhodotorula toruloides NP11, 1269 nucleotides long. RefSeq names its product 3-ketoacyl-coA thiolase peroxisomal A precursor. Lineage: Eukaryota; Fungi; Basidiomycota; Microbotryomycetes; Sporidiobolales; Sporidiobolaceae. The record is from RefSeq and is a predicted model, not a curated record. The coding region runs from base 1 to 1269 and encodes 422 amino acids. Gene Ontology annotation, molecular function: acetyl-CoA C-acyltransferase activity. Gene Ontology annotation, cellular component: peroxisome. Gene Ontology annotation, biological process: phenylacetate catabolic process; fatty acid beta-oxidation. The transcript has 8 exons.